This is a messenger RNA of Hordeum vulgare subsp. vulgare (domesticated barley), 747 nucleotides long. RefSeq lists its product as uncharacterized. The record is from RefSeq and is a predicted model, not a curated record. Bases 21 to 653 code for a protein of 210 amino acids. NCBI's taxonomy places the organism in Eukaryota, Viridiplantae, Streptophyta, Magnoliopsida, Poales, Poaceae. The transcript is spliced from 4 exons.
UGUCCCAUCCUAAUUAGUAAAUGGAGAAUUCUACUCAACCCAUAGUGGUUUUUGUGUUACUAUUUCUUUGUAAUGCAAUCAUAGUGGGAUGCAUUCCAUCUAUCGAAGAGGUUUCGCCGAAGUUGUACAAUGAUUCUCAUACUCACUUCUACAUGGCUUGGACGACUGACACUGGAAAGAGUUGCACAAAUAUGCUUUGCCCUGGCUUUCACAAAAUAUCAUCAAGCAUAGCUCCACGGAAGAUCCUCGACAAAGUUUCAAGAAUACAUGGACCAAAAUGGUUUAUGACACUAAGAGUAUUCAAGGAGAAAUCUUCUGGUGAUUGGCAUGUCUACCUAUACAAAGAUAAUGGUAUUCAAGAACUAGUAGGUUACUUUCCAAAGUAUUUGGUUCCAGGACUCAUAAAUAAACAAGUUGAGAUAAGUUUUGGUGGCUAUGUGUAUUACAAGAAACCACAACCGAGUCCUCCAAUGGGUAGCGGUUAUGUUAUAGCCAGCAGCAAUGCGGCAUCAUUCAACAUCCUAAGGCUUAUCGAUGCUCAUGGUAAUGAUCAUGUAGUCAAUACUGAUCUGCCAUCUUAUAUUGACAGGAAGGGUUGUUACACUCCUUCACAGAUUGACGCUUCAACUAUAUUCUUUUAUGGGGUUCCAUAACAAGGGUACAUCAGAACAAAAGAGCUUGCCUGAGCAAAGCAGUGACCCAAGAUGAUUCUACUAGACGACCUCUUUUGCACACAAGAACGUUCCU